Molecule: messenger RNA, 390 nt
Organism: Dibothriocephalus latus
Lineage: Eukaryota; Metazoa; Platyhelminthes; Cestoda; Diphyllobothriidea; Diphyllobothriidae
Source: the annotation of a GenBank genome assembly
AUGUCCUCGGCGGAAGAAGAUGCGAUGAAGAGAUUAAAAAUGAACAACGAUGUAGUCGUGCUACCGGCCGAUAAGGGAAGAGCAACGGUCAUGAUGGACCGCAGUGAUUACAACGCGAAGUCACAAGCCCUCCUCGACGACCAACAAUCCUACCAACCCACGCCUCCCUCACAGGCUAAAUUUAUGAUCAGCCAGCUAACUGGUCUCCCGAACCGACUCCGACGCAACAACGUGAUAUCACAAGACGAAUGGCGACGAACCAAACUAACCGACACAGCACUGGCUCGGUUUUACGGAUUGCCCAAAAUCCACCAACCCAACGUUCCACUCCGGCCAAUCGUGGAAUUGAAAGGCAGCCGUACUUUCAACCUAUGCAAAUGGAUGUCAUGA